Messenger RNA from Poeciliopsis prolifica (blackstripe livebearer), 2290 nucleotides. RefSeq names its product tubby protein homolog. The record is from RefSeq and is a predicted model, not a curated record. NCBI's taxonomy places the organism in Eukaryota, Metazoa, Chordata, Actinopteri, Cyprinodontiformes, Poeciliidae. Gene Ontology annotation, cellular component: cilium. Bases 164 to 1840 code for a protein of 558 amino acids. The transcript is spliced from 12 exons. Gene Ontology annotation, biological process: protein localization to cilium.
CAGACGGAGCUGGGUGGUACAAACACCAGCUUCCACGCAUAAUUGCAACAAACUAUUUAACUCAGAGACAAAGUCAACUAAUUCACUAGGUAGUGCAUUUCAUCUUUUGUUGCUAUAAAUUCCUUUUUACGCAUUGUAGUUAAGUGCGACUCUUUGCUCUGCUAUGGAGGACCCGGACAUAAGGCAACAGAAGCUGGACAACCAGCGAGCUCUUUUGAUAAAAAAGCAGCAAAAGAAGAGAGCAGACGCUCAGAUGGUGGUGGCCAAUAGAGACGCUCGCCAAAAGAAUCGGAAGCACAAGACGGUCAACUCAGAAGAGGUUCCUCUGUUGAUCUCUCAGUCCCUGAGCAGCACGUCUCUGAGUGAUCAAGUAGAACAUGCCCAUGACAACCCCCUGGAUGAGAUCACACUGGGUGAGGGUGACGUGAAUACGAGUUCAGAACCGGAUGAAACGCCUCCGGAGAAGCCUGUCACUCCCAAAACGAUGGACUUAGAGGUUGACCAAGAGUCUGAGGUAAAUGGUAAAGAAGAGAACGUAGCCCCCGAGGAGGUAAAAAAGACCAAAAAGAAAGAUGUGAAAAAAGACAAAACCAAACAAGCAGAAGAGACAGAAGAGGAACUAGAAAAGGAGAAAGAAAAGGAGAAGAAAGAGAAAAAGACAAGGAAAAAAGACAAAGUGAAGGAAUCUGUAGACACACAGAAGAAGAGCAAACAAGAACGUAAAAAGAAGCAUUUGCAGGUGGAUUCAGCCCCUGAGACAAAACCAGAGGUGAAGGAUGAAACUCUAAAGGAUAAACGCAACGAGAGCGACAAAGACGAAGAAGAUCCUCGGGAGCCCGAGACUCCGUCACCCAUGAAGAAGAGAACUCUGGAUACAUCGAGGUGUCAAAUAAGUGAUGAGAGCAAAGAUGAGGAAAUCCAAGAAGAAUCGGAGCGGAAGAAGGAGAACAAGUCAAAGAAAGCAGAGAAAACUCCAUCCACUCUGGCAUCGUACAACUCCAACUGCAGGGAGACGUCAUCCUCAGGCAGUGAACAUGAUGAAAGGGUGACUUCUCCAAUGUCCAUGGAGGACCUUGAGAAUUUUGCCCUCCGUCCCGCUCCAAGAGACGUGACCAUCCAGUGCAGGGUCACCAGGGACAGGAGAGGCAUGGAGAAGGGCAUCUACCCAACUUAUUACCUCCACAUGGAGAAAGAAGACGGCAAGAGGGUGUUUCUGAUGGCGGGCAGAAAACGAAAAAAGUGCAAAACAUCCAACUAUCUCAUCUCCAUUGACCCAACAAAUCUAACCAGGGAUACAAACUGUUACAUCGGAAAACUAAGGUCCAAUGUUCUGGGAACAAAGUUUACGGUCUAUGAUGGAGGUGAAAACCCAGAGAAAAAACCUUUCAUUAAAGAGAGUGAGUCAGUGCGGCAAGAACUGGCAGCCAUAUGCUAUGAGACAAACGUUCUGGGUUUCAAGGGUCCAAGGAAAAUGACAGUGAUCAUCCCUGGCAUGCUGGAGAACGAUGAAAGAGUGUCCAUUCGUCCAAAAACUGAGCUCGAGACUCUGCUGGUGCGCCAUUCGAAUGGAAAUACUGACAAACUGGUCACUUUGGUGAACAAAUCCCCAAGCUGGAAUGAGCAGACUCAGUCGUACGUGCUGAACUUCCACGGACGUGUAACGCAAGCCUCCGUGAAAAACUUCCAGAUCAUCCACCCAGACAAUGAGGACUAUAUUGUGAUGCAAUUUGGUCGUGUGGCAGAGGACGUUUUCUCCAUGGAUUAUAGUUUUCCUAUGUGUGCCCUUCAAGCCUUUGCCAUCACUCUCUCAUCCUUUGAUGGCAAACUGGCAUGUGAAUGACCACACCCAAAGUGCUUAACAAGAUGUGUAAACUACAUAGAAAAUGUACUAGUUAAAACUGAAGCUACACCCAUUAUUUAACUAUGUUGGGACUAUGUUUGAUUAUAUCCGCUACGCACACAACUUGAAACAUACCACAAAUGUGACAGAACAGUUGUUUUAUAGGUCCUGUGACUGUCUUUUUGUGUUUUUUAUUGUCAUUUUAAUUGAAAUACAAGGCACUACUACAUAGCUUUCCUUUCAUAUUUUCAAAACGUGUAUGUGAUUUGUGUAAUUAAGCUAUUAUUUUAUUUGAUAAGAAAUCUGAACUAUUAAAAUAAAAGAUUGAGUAUUAAGAUUUACCUUUUUUUUUCAAAGGUAAAAUCUUAAUAUUCAAGGUUAUUAAGGCAAACAUAAUUUAUUUGCCGUAAUGUCUGUCUGUUUAAUUUAUAAUAAAGUCCGUAAUCUUUA